AUGCCUCCACUCUCGCAUGCUUGGCAUUCCUUGAUUGCCAAACAUGCAAAGAGUCUGAAGUGAGCAAAGUCGACCCACUAGACAUCAGCUUCACGACUGACGGUGACGCAGGGCUGCCUUGUCGAAAGGCAUAAAGGCCGUCGACGCACAAUUGCAGCAGGCCACUCAGCCACGAGCUGCCCUCCAGCCUGUACUCGUUCGCAACACGCCAAAGCAACCGCUGCAUCCGCUCGCUCGCAUCAGACAAAGCCAGUCGCGCUGGUACUCCACCGCCCGUAAAUCGUUCGAUAGCACCGUUCGCCAUUUUACCUCUGCCGCGACUGGUAAGUCCGGCGUCAAAUACGACAAGGCUUCCUUCCCGAAAUCGACAGCCGGUUCAUAUGUUCGGUCAUCCUCUGGACGAGCCCCAUUUGCUUCCGCCUUGCGACCAAACUUGACGGGAGGUACCUUAGGAAGAACAGCAGGAGGAUACAGCUCUGGUGGAGCAGGAGGUGCGAGAUACUUCUCACAUGGACCAGCGUCUCAAGCGCAAGUGGUGCAGAACGUCUCGCAGGCUGUCCGAGCAUUCUUCAUCUCCGGCCAGAAGGCACAGUUCGAUGGGAUCGACACAAAUGGCGAAAAGCGCUUCAAGGCUGUCUCCAAUUUGCAGGAAGAGACGGAUCGGAAAGUGCGCUCGCUACCUUCGGCCACUCCUGGAUCCCGCAUCGAGUUCGCUAUCAACCCUACCAUUACUGCCCUUACGACCUUGAGCUCUGUUGCUGGUUUUACUGUUUUGGAGUCUGGAACUCAACAGGACCACCUUAACACUGAUGGUCUCUUGAACGUGCUCUCAGUCGAUUUCUCGAGGGCCCUUAAGGAUCUUGCGGCAGUACUCAAUAACCUGAAGCGCCUUUCGGCUCUCGGGGAUCUUCCAAUCACUUACGAGGGAUCGCACUUGCGCGUACAUUUCCCCGGAUGCGAUGCGGACUCGGUAGAGCGUCUCUGCGACGAGCUGAACGUGCAAAGAGGCACUGUCAUCCAAGACGAAGCGUUUGAUGCGUUCGCUGGAACCGAAAUUGCGCUGCUGUUCCCGUUCGCGCCGGGCAACGAAUCUUCGCAACCCGCAGAGGAAUCCGAUUGUCAGGAUCUGUUCGAACAGGCCAAACCUGUCAUGGCUCCACAACGGCAUGUCAUCAGUCUCGAUGAUAUGCUCAGCGCCGCUGAAAGCCCCGCAUACUCCACCCAAUCCGAUACCGGGUUCGAGGACGUGUUGAUGGAGGAGAGCCCGUGGCUACCUUCGUCCUCAUCCGGAUAUCAUUCAGUACAUUCGGCGAGCUUGUCUGGUUCAGAGAAGCAAACCCCGCUGGAGUACCAAGGCUUCGAGGGAAUCUACAGAUUCAUCGAGGAGUUGGAUUCGGUGCGGAGGUAG
Molecule: messenger RNA, 1408 nt
Organism: Lecanosticta acicola
Lineage: Eukaryota; Fungi; Ascomycota; Dothideomycetes; Mycosphaerellales; Mycosphaerellaceae
Source: the annotation of a GenBank genome assembly